UCCCCUCUGCAGCACGGCUACAUUGGUGUCAAUAGACCUUCUCCACCCCUAGGAAAGAAAUAAGAAGCCAGUGUCUGGUGCCUUUCUGCAGCCACAAGGAAAGAGGAGGAGCUGAUCUUCGCCAUGUCGGACCUGGAGAAAGCCAUGAUGGCCAUCAUCGAGACAUUCCACCAGUACUCCGGCAAAGAGGGUGACAAACACAAGCUGAAGAAGUCAGAGCUAAAAGAGCUCAUCAACAGUGAGCUCUCCCACUUCUUAGGGGAGAUCAAGGAGCAGGAGACAGUGGACAAAGUCAUGGAGACCCUGGACGCUGAUGGAGACGCUGAGUGCGACUUCCAGGAAUUUGUGGCCUUCAUUGCCGUGAUCACCUCUGCAUGCCAUGAGUUUUUUGAACACGAGUGAAGCCCCCAAGAAGUUCCAUCUGUCACGAAAAUCAAGCAAAGAUCCACUGGAAUUUUAAGCAAAGCAGCAAAGCAGAGCUUGCGGUCUGGUAGGACCCCAGCUGGCCAGCCCCCAAGUAGUUUACUUAGUAGGAAGUUUGAUGCGCUUCGUGAAGAGAAACAGGAGAGUUUCUGCCAGGAUGGCUCAAAGGGCCUCCUCUUCACUGUCCUGGCAGCUUGCCUUUGUCAUCCCUCCCCGUAGAGAACCUCAGGCCCUCCCACUGUCCCAUCAGGUCCACACCCACUGGCCAACCACAACCUGCAGAGAAGGCCUCACUUCCUUUUGCGAGUGCCAAGGAAAGGCGAGGGGUUUGAUCCAAGAUGGUUGAGCCUUCCACGGGGCGUGGGGGGCACGGAUGGCACCACCCCCGUGGGGGGUGUAGCCCCCAUGACCACGAAGUUCCCUUGAGGUUUCCACAGCUCCUCUAAGCCUCCAGCUUUAUUUUACUUUAAAAUAGGGAGUGUUGCCCCAGGUCAGCCAAGUGGUUUCCCCAUCCUCAGAUUUGCUUGUGAUAGCCAGAAAGGGAAACCAAAGUAAUUAGAUGAUAAUAUCAACACACAGAUGCAAACCAGGACAAGUGGGAGUAUUUGUGUGGCCUCUCCCGGGAGCUGAGCCCCUGGAGUGCCAGGCUCUGUCCUUCUCCAGCUUUGUUACUUCAGCGCAAGCACAGUACUGUGCACACAGCAAAGGCUUAAUCAAUGCUUGUUGGGUGUGGAAUGGCCAAGGGUCUGUAGGAGUGGAUUUUCCUGAUAAGUCAUUAGAAACCGACCGAAUAAUACAAAUAAAACUAACAGAACCAAAGCAGGUCAGACAUGAAUAAAGCACCCUUAUAAAUGCUGGAAGUAUUAACUUUCAUCUGUCAAAGUUGUAAAAGAAUUCCCAGCCCUUUAUGCAUUCCCUCAUUCUCUCGUUCAUUCACUCAUUUACUCAUUCAUUCAACAACCAUUCCUCUUGGGUGAGUCACUUGACUCCCGAUUUUUCUCUUGGUAUUUCAGUAUUUCUUCUGGUGGUGAGAACAGCUGUGAUGAGGCAGGGAGGUGGGUAGCAUAUAACUACAGUGGAAAGUGCCCCGGAUCAGGGAUCAGAAGGCCCUGGUUCUGCUCCUCUUUCUUCUCACAUUUUGCCGCGUGACCUUGGGCAAGUCUCCCCCCUGGGCUGUAGAAGUGAUAUCUUUUGUCCUAGCUCUGACCUUCAUAAAUAGCUGGUCUUACUCUUGAAAAAAAAAAAAAAAAAGCAAAAA
Vombatus ursinus (common wombat) is the source of this 1681-nucleotide messenger RNA. RefSeq names its product S100 calcium binding protein B (gene S100B). Gene Ontology annotation, cellular component: cytoplasm; nucleus. NCBI's taxonomy places the organism in Eukaryota, Metazoa, Chordata, Mammalia, Diprotodontia, Vombatidae. Gene Ontology annotation, molecular function: calcium ion binding; RAGE receptor binding; S100 protein binding. The transcript has 3 exons. The record is from RefSeq and is a predicted model, not a curated record. The coding region runs from base 124 to 402 and encodes 92 amino acids. Gene Ontology annotation, biological process: positive regulation of canonical NF-kappaB signal transduction; positive regulation of cell population proliferation.